AUGCGUGCCUUGUGGGACAAGGUCGAGAAGGAGUACGAGGCUUGCUCCUGCGUCAUGUCGGAUGAAAUGACGAUAGACGAGUUGCCUACCAUUCAGGCAAAAUAUGAUUACUGCUAUAUUCUCUAUGAGCAGUGGUCCGCUCAGCUAAGUGAGCAAAUAGCUGAUACCUCCCAGGCACUCACUCCCCGUACACCCGUACAAACGCAAGCCGUGCCGUUCAUGUCCACAGGGUGUCGCCUACCUCCACUGUCUGAAGUUGAGAAACUUUUCCAUCUCAACUCCAAGACCAGCGGUGAAGCCCAUGCCAUUGUGUCAAAGUCUCCUUUGACCAAUGAGGGGUUUCAGUCGGCGUGGUCCAGCUUGACUGAGCGUUUCGAGAACAAACGGUUGCUCGUGAACAGUCAGCUGCGAAUCCUUUUCAAUUUGCCCGCUAUUGGGCAAGAGUCGGGUGCAGCAAUUCAGGAGUUGCAGAGCACCAUCCAAGGGUGCUUGACGGCCUUAGAGCACUCAAGGAUCAACACGGAGAAUUGGGAUUGCAUCCUGGUUUUCCUGUGUUCUUCGAGGCUCCCCAAAUUGACCCUUUCUCUUUGGGAACAGUCCAUACAGAAUAAGAGCGACAUUCCAACGUGGGCUGACAUGAACGCUUUCCUUCUAGAGCGGUAUCGCACCCUAGAAGCGAUAGCGGAAGUGUCAGCCAGCACGAGUGCUCCGACGGUUUCACGGGCCUCACGCAAGGAGGCCCCCGUCGCCAAGCAGGUCAACUCCUUUGAGAGUCGGGCGACUUCGAAAACCCAGUCCUGCAAAUUGUGUUCCCGGGAGAAUCAUCCGAUUCGCUUGUGCCCUCGUUUCCUUCAGAUGGGUAUCAACGAUAGGGUCACUUAUAUAAAGCAACAGAAGCUGUGUUUAAAUUAUUUCGCACGAGGCCAUAUCCUGGCCGAGUGCACAAGUGCGCACAGCUGCUUUACUUGCAAGGGUCGUCAUCAUACACUCUUGCAUCGAGUGAGCCCGGCGCCGACAGUCACAACCCCCAUUCCAUCUCCAAUACAGUCCACUUUCACCCAGUCAGCUAACGUCCAAUCUUUCAUGGCAGUUAACACACAAAGUGUUCUGCUCAGUACAGCUGUCAUUCACGUAUGCCAUCUCGGCGUCCGCUAUACAGCUCGGGCUCUGAUCGAUUCCGGAUCGGAAGCCACCUUCCUCUCAGAAAGGUUGUUCAAGCGCUUGAGGAUGCCGUAUACAUCCGUGCAAGCCCGCGUCUCUGGGCUGACUCAAGCUGUGGCAGCCCAGCCUCGAAAGUUUUGCCAAUUCUUAAUUGGCUCCCCAGUCAGACCCGAUAUGCAGAUCGAGGCGUCGGCGUACGUCCUCCCCCAGUUAGCGGGGAAUCUGCCCUCAUGUUCGGUCCCACAAACACUUCUUGAAAAUCUGCCAAGCAUCCAGCUGGCAGACCCCAAAUUCUUUGAGAGUUCGCAGAUUGAUGUGCUACUAGGCGCUGAUAUCCUCCCGUCCAUUCUGCUCGGCGGCUCUCACCCUAACAUUUGUGGGACCCUCCUCGGUCAAGAGACCAUUUUCGGUUGGAUCCUGACUGGCCCUGUGUCGGGAUCCAUUUCAAAGUCCAUUUCGUCCUUUUCGGCUCGACUGUCCGUCGAGCGAACUCCGCCAUUGGAGGAACUCCUCUCCAAAUUUUGGGAGGUGGAGGACCUGCCGGCUAGCCCAGCAAAAGAAUCUGACCUUUUUUGUGAGGCUAACUUCAACGCCACGACCGUGCGAACCUCAACGGGUCGCUACAUGGUCACGCUCCCAUUCCGCGAUCCUGGUCACGUUGACCUGGGUCACUCGAGGGCUACCGCUCUCGCUCAGUUCCUGAGAAACGAGAGCCGUUUAAAGAGGAACGACUCUCUGAAGGAACAAUAUGACUCCGUUAUUCGAGAGUAUCUGGAUUUGGGUCACAUGACUCAAGUCCCCAUCCAGUUCCGGCAACUACUAUUUGCCGCAUCACGCUGUUCUCAAGCCCGACAGCACCACCACAAAGCUUCGCGUUGUAUUCAACGCCUCCAGCCCGACUUCAAACGGGAAGAGUUUUUCCAAUUAGUCUUCAACGCUGACAUCACCAAGAUGUAUCGACAAAUCCUUGUGGAUCCCAAGCACACCCGGUUUCAAAGGUUGCUCUUCCGUACUCCGGACGAGAAGUUAUGCGACUUUGAGCUCAACACAGUCACCUUUGGAGUGAACUGUGCUCCGUACCUGGCUAUCCGCGUUCUGCAUCAACUUGCGAGAGCUCACACUAAGCAGGCUGCGGUGUCUGCUAUAGAUGAGCUUCGAACAGCGCUCGAGAGUGCUGGGUUCCCUUUGCGUAAGUGGACCUCGAACUCGAAAGACGUGCUGAGAAGAAUCCCUACGGAUCACUUGCUCUGUGCAGACUUCCUCGAGAUCGACGAAGCUAGUGUCGCAAAGACGCUAGGUAUUCGUUGGCGGGCCACGUCCGACGAGUUCUUUUUCGUCACCGCCGAGAUGGUGUCCAAACCAUCUUUCAGCAAGAGAGAAGUGCUGUCGCAGAUCGCCAAGUUGUUCGAUCCUGCAGGUUGGCAUGCUCCCGUGGUCAUUUGGGCCAAGAUUUUAUGCAAGAAAUCUGGAAGCAAGAAAUCGGCUGGGACGACUCCUUACCGGCGGAUCUCACAGAGCAGUGGACCAGUUUUCUGCAAAACUAUUCGUCCUUGUAGGACAUCCGCAUUCCUAGAUGGACCAACUACACUCCCGGCGCAAAAAUCCAAUUCCACGGUUUUUGCGACGCCUCUCAGAGCGCGUACGGAGCCGCUCUUUAUGCACGUGUGGAAACAGCUGGACAAGUGUCCAAUUAUCCGCCGCCCUCCUACCACAUUUUCCCACCCCGACGCUGAGACGUACCUGUGGACAGAUUCCACUAUAGUUCUGGCAUGGUUGGAUAAGCAGCCAUGCAAGUGGACCACUUUCGUGGCGAACCGAGUGGCCAAGAUUCACUCGGUGAAUGGCACUUGGCAACAUGUUCGUUCCGAACACAACCCAGCCGAUCUGGCAAGCCGCGGUGUCUCGCCGCAAGAGCUAUUGGCCAGUCGCCUUUGGUGGCAGGGGCCUGAAUGGCUGACGCACUCACCAGCGCAGUGGCCUUCACCAGUCAUUGGGCCCGAUACUGAAUUGGAGUGUCGAGCGGUGAAGGUCCAUGCAGCGCAAGUUCUAUGUGAGGACUUCCUCGACCGUUUCUCCAGGUUCGAUCGAGCGCUCCGAGUGUUUGCGUAUGUGCGAAGGUUUGCCCAGCGUUGCCGCCAUCCCAAGGUCUCGUUUCCAGAGACGCUCAGCUCUCAAGAGCUUGCAGAAGCUCAAGAGAGGCUGAUUGUGCAGGCUCAGAACCGGGUAUACGCGAAAGAGUGUGCUUCCCUCCGAUCCCAUAAUCGUUUAAUCGGGUCAAGCGAUAUCCUAAGCUUGAAUCCGUUCCUUGACAAGCAAGGUGUCCUGCGUUCCUGUGGACGCCACGAAGGCAAUCCAUCUUGA
This is a messenger RNA of Drosophila sulfurigaster albostrigata, 3522 nucleotides long. RefSeq lists its product as uncharacterized. The coding region runs from base 1 to 3522 and encodes 1173 amino acids. The record is from RefSeq and is a predicted model, not a curated record. NCBI's taxonomy places the organism in Eukaryota, Metazoa, Arthropoda, Insecta, Diptera, Drosophilidae. The transcript has 6 exons.